This is a messenger RNA of Ochlerotatus camptorhynchus, 1217 nucleotides long. RefSeq lists its product as uncharacterized. Lineage: Eukaryota; Metazoa; Arthropoda; Insecta; Diptera; Culicidae. The coding region runs from base 43 to 1077 and encodes 344 amino acids. The transcript has 3 exons. Gene Ontology annotation, molecular function: heme binding; transmembrane monodehydroascorbate reductase activity. The record is from RefSeq and is a predicted model, not a curated record.
UUCAGUUUCAUCUCACCUCAAGAAGCGACAACAAUUACUGCGAUGCAGAACGAAGAAAACGAAAGUGAUUCCAUAGUGCCUUACAUCAGGAUUUUGGAUAAUAAUUCCACUGAUUCGACAGAAAGUGGCGAUCGUCGUCGCGAUCGCAAUCAUUCUUCAACUACUGCUCCUCCUCCGCUCGGACAGGGCCCAGAUCAAGUCAGUGAGAAUAAAAAGCCUUCUUAUCGCAACAACGGCACGAGUGAUAGUGACCAUAUCAGUGAGCCGGCGAUGGAUGAGGUAGAAGCGGAUGAAAUCAUUUCGGCAGCAGAUGGUUUCGGUGACGGUGCUCGGAGAGACUCGACACAACAUAUGGACAAGCAACAGGUGCAGGGCAAGAUAACAACGACAACGGCGGCGGCACACCAAUCCACGGUCAGAAUGUUGAGCAAGAAGCUGCUUCUGGUGAACUUGUUGGCCAACUUUCUAAUGUUUGCCAUAGCCGGUUUUAUCACUUACCAUUGCUUCUACAAAGCUACCGUGCUGUUUUCGUGGCAUCCGACUUUGAUGAGCAUCGGGUACUUCAUCUUGAUGUCACAGGCCGUACUUACACUGUCCGGAGCGAAUCUGCUGACGUACAAACAGCACCAGAAAACUCGAAUCUUCAUCCACUGGGUUCUGCAGGCACUGGCGGGCAUUCUCAUAUCGAUCGCCUCCGUGUGCAUCUUCCUCAACAAAGUACGCAUGGGAAAGGCACACUUGCAAACGACUCACGCUCUUUUCGGUUUCACAACGGUCAUCCUCACGCUGACGUCUAUCGGCGGAGGUAUUUUCGCCAAAUAUGGCUUCCAGCUGCGCCACCUUAUGCGACCGAUCUAUUCCAAAAUCCUGCACGCAAUUGCCGGAACGGUGACCUACAUUUUAGCAUCGGCAACCAUUGCCCUCGGAGUAUACUCCGCCUGGUUCCAGGAGGAUAACAACGCACAGGUUCGACUGGCACUACUGAUCGGAAUCAUUGCCGUUACGUUGUACGUUAUCAUCAAUCCCAUUGCGGCCACCAUCAGCCGAACGAAAACUGCCCUCCGGAGCACGCUAUGAGCAGCUAUUUAUUAUGCUCCAAUUACCUAUUACAAUCUGUGUGAUUUGGUUGCAGACUUUCAGAAAACAUGUGAAAUUGCUAUUGCAUUAGGUUGUAAAGAAAGUUUGGCUUUCGAAGAAUAUAUUUUUGAUAUGAUUAU